AUGCUCUCGACACCCGAUUUAUCUCACUUAACUCCAGAAGACUAUGAGACUGUGUAUGAACCUGCAGAAGACACAUUCAUUCUGCUUGACGCAUUGGAGAAGGACAUGGAGAUCCUAAAGGAGGGACCUCCACUUAUCUGCUUAGAGAUAGGUAGUGGCUCGGGAUGCGUUUCCACGUUUUUGGCUAGCAUACUCGGGCGUUCUAACUGUCUAUAUCUUUGCACGGACAUCAAUCCACGAGCAGCAUCCUGCGCUUACAGAACUGGCCUUCAAAAUAAUAUCCUUCUAGAUCCGCUUAACGCCUCUUUCGCCGACCCUCUUCUCCGGCGCCUCUCUGAGUCUAUCGACAUCCUCAUCUUUAAUCCUCCCUACGUGCCUACUGAGUCACUCGAGGUACUUCAAGCCCAACAAGAGAGGAAUAUAUCGAGCGCAUGGGCGGGUGGAAUUGAUGGGAUGGAGGUUACAAAUAAAUUUCUGCCGAUGGUUGCGGAUUUAUUGUCAUCGGGAGGUCGGUUUUACCUGGUCGGUGUAGCGCCUAACAAGGUCUCCGAGAUAAUAUCACAAAUGAGCAAGCAGUAUAGUCUGGGCUGUGAGGUUGUGCUUCAACGGCGAGCGGGAAGAGAACACCUCCAUGUAUUAAAGUUCACGCGCAUAUAA
Cantharellus anzutake is the source of this 657-nucleotide messenger RNA. RefSeq names its product S-adenosyl-L-methionine-dependent methyltransferase. NCBI's taxonomy places the organism in Eukaryota, Fungi, Basidiomycota, Agaricomycetes, Cantharellales, Hydnaceae. Gene Ontology annotation, molecular function: nucleic acid binding; protein methyltransferase activity; S-adenosylmethionine-dependent methyltransferase activity. Gene Ontology annotation, cellular component: eRF1 methyltransferase complex. The coding region runs from base 1 to 657 and encodes 218 amino acids. The transcript has 7 exons. The record is from RefSeq and is a predicted model, not a curated record. Gene Ontology annotation, biological process: methylation.